Tyto alba (common barn owl) is the source of this 842-nucleotide messenger RNA. Its product is annotated as scale keratin. The transcript is spliced from 2 exons. Lineage: Eukaryota; Metazoa; Chordata; Aves; Strigiformes; Tytonidae. Gene Ontology annotation, molecular function: structural constituent of cytoskeleton. Gene Ontology annotation, cellular component: intermediate filament. Bases 46 to 507 code for a protein of 153 amino acids. The record is from RefSeq and is a predicted model, not a curated record.
CUUUAUUCAUCUCCACGAAAAAGCUUACCUUCCCAUCCCUGCGAGAUGGCUUGCUACGACCUGUGCUCCACUGCUGUUGGUGGCAUCACCCGUCCCCAGCCCCUCGCUGACAGCGGGAAUGAGCCGUGUGUCCGUCAGUGCCCCGACUCCACGACUGUGAUCCAGCCGCCCCCAGUCGUCGUCACCUUCCCUGGCCCCAUCCUCAGCUCCUUCCCUCAGGAAUCUGUUGUGGGAUCCUCUGGAGCACCCGUCCUUGGGGGCUAUGGGGGUUACGGCUCCCUGGGCUAUGGGGGUCUGUAUGGCUAUGGGGGCUAUGGCUCCCUGGGCUUUGGGGGUCGGUAUGGCUAUGGAGGCUCUCUUGGUUACGGGGGUCUGUAUGGCUAUGGGAGAUCCUCCCUGGGCUAUGGGGGUCUGUAUGGCUAUGGUAGACCCUAUGGCUAUGGCUAUUGCAGCCCUUACUCCUACUGGUACAACAGGUACGGACGUGGCAGCUGCGGGCCCUGCUAAAUACAACAGGAAAAUCCACUGAAUAACGUGCAAGUGAAAAACAAAAUGCAGAUUCACCAGUGAGCAGAUGGGUGACAGCUUUGUGCAAGCACUCACAAAUCCUGUUCAUUGCAGUGCCUUCUGCAUGCUCUACAUCUCUCCUUUUUCCCCUUUGAAUUCUUUCCUGACAUCUUAAUGGGUUCAAUUCCUUGUUAUCUUCUACUUUAUCAUAUUUGUGACUGAAUGCAGUGAGACAUGUAACAGCAACAUUCAAAUUGCAUUUGACUCUUGACAUCUUGGAUAUAUAUUCUUAAUACUGCAACAUAUUUUUGUCCUUUUUGUUCUCAUUAAAAUUC